Molecule: messenger RNA, 2025 nt
Organism: Nylanderia fulva
Lineage: Eukaryota; Metazoa; Arthropoda; Insecta; Hymenoptera; Formicidae
Source: RefSeq, a predicted model, not a curated record
GAUACGAAGGAGAUUUGAACUCUGACGCGACAGUGAUUCCGGUGAGAGAUCUUCGCAUAUCUUUUCACGUACAUCAUACAGAAUCAUAAUGCGCCGAUCCCUUUAUACUUUUCCGAUUCUUCAGCUGUGGCUAUUGAUAAUUUUGCUUGUGUCGUCAAGUAUGGGGGUGUCGAGGCCGCGCGGCAAAAAAAAGAUCGUCGCCAAAGAGAUGAAGGAGUCGAAUAUCUGUGACAUUCAGAAUCAGCAAACGGCGAUGUAUUGCUACUGCAAGGAGGAUCUGCAAAAUGCCACCAGUGCCGAUUGCUGGGUGAUGAGCAAGCUCGAUCGUGACGAUCCUCUGUGGGAUUAUUUUAAAUCGCAGAUUUAUCUGGAAACACUAGUGUUUACAGUGCGCCAGAUCGACGUUCUCGAUUAUGUCCCCACUGCGCUGCUGCGCCAAUUGAAGAACUUGCACACCCUCAAAAUCAUGUAUGCGAAUAUUUACGAGAUCACCGAGCACACCUUCAGUAAUUUCGGUUUCGCCAGUCUCAAUCUCGAUCGCAACAUGAUCAUCGCGCUGCAGAAAAAUGCCUUCGAGAACAUGCGGAACCUCACCGAACUCAGUCUCCAGGAAAAUCGCAUCACCGAUAUUAAUAGAGAGGCGUUUGUGAAUUUGCCGGUUUUGCGCAAGCUGUCUCUGCACCAAAAUAAUAUCAGCACCAUCCGCGACAAGACAUUUAAGCAUUUAAACUUACUGCAAGAACUCGAGCUAAGUAGCAAUCAAAUUACCAGUAUCACGCACGAAACUUUCUACGGUCUGCGCAAUCUGCAACGUCUCAAUCUGCGUAACAAUCAAAUCGCCAUGAUUGGAAAGCGCAACUUCGCCGAGAUGCCGGGAUUAAUCGAGCUUGAACUCGAUCAAAACGUAAUUACGUAUAUAUCCGAAAGAGCAUUCGAUGGUAUGCACGAUCUUCAGAAACUGCGGCUCAGCGAGAAUCUGCUGGUGAAGCUGCCGCAGGAUUUCCUGGCCGGCGCACCGAACGUUCGCUUUUUGGAUCUGAGGGAGAACGCCUUGAAGACCAUGACUUUUGACAAUAUCAAGCCUAUCGUAACCAAUCUUUACAGCAUCAACAGCGACUUUUUUCUUAGCGACAACGAGCUGAUCUGUGACUGCAAACUUGCAUGGAUCUGGGGCCUGCGAAAUGAAACGAAGAACACGCAUCUAAGAGAUACCCUAGAAGAGCUGACAUGCUUUAUUGAAAGCAAUAACGUAUCACAAAAGAACAACAACGAGGGCCAUUUCGGAAGAUUUCCCAAGGAAUAUUCUGCUGAUUAUUCGAGAAAUGAUGGUAACGAGUACAAGAAGGCCGAUGACAGGGUUGACGACGAAAAUUACUCUUCAAAUUCGAACGAUAAGGUCAACAAAUGCUGCAUAAAGCAUUUGUUCGACUUAAAGCCGGAGGAGCUACCGUGCCCGGAGCUUUCGCGGGAAGAUUUAAUGGCCUCCGAGCAACCAUCCAACCGCCACGAAAAUGCACGUGUGGGUUCUGGCUCUAGCUGGUUCAGUUCCGGUUCGAUCUCGGUCCAGGCCGAUCGGUUCGUUCUAGCUGCCCUCUCAUUGUUAACGCUAUCUAUGCUUUUUUCCACAUAGAACAGACUGUACGCAUUCACGAAGGCAACAUUAAACGUCACUCGGCGUCCCGAUAUCUCUGAGUGAGCAAAAAAAAUUGAUCGCACGUAAAUGAAACCGGAAUGUUUGAAGACGAGUGCAUGUGUGAAAGCGUCUGUGUGUUGUGUGUGCAUGUAUGUGCACUUACGUAUAAAAACUAACACUGAUCUGAGAUGUCACCUUCGAUAUACCCCCAAAGCGCUUAUUGCAAUUAUCAUCGUUCAUUGUAUGAGAAGUUGUGUCAGAUAAAAUUCCCAAAAGUUAGAAAAAAAUGUCGUACUGAAGAAAAAUGUGUCAUUAUUUGCCGAAAUCAAUAUGCAGUCGUGUUUGUACAUAAUUUUUUAAUUCGACGAUGUUUUCAAAAAUAUAUUUAUAGA